This is a messenger RNA of Micromonas pusilla CCMP1545, 678 nucleotides long. RefSeq lists its product as uncharacterized. NCBI's taxonomy places the organism in Eukaryota, Viridiplantae, Chlorophyta, Mamiellophyceae, Mamiellales, Mamiellaceae. Gene Ontology annotation, biological process: double-strand break repair via homologous recombination. Gene Ontology annotation, cellular component: Smc5-Smc6 complex; nucleus. The coding region runs from base 1 to 678 and encodes 225 amino acids. The transcript is spliced from 2 exons. Gene Ontology annotation, molecular function: ubiquitin-protein transferase activity. The record is from RefSeq and is a predicted model, not a curated record.
AUGGCGACGCAGACGGAGCUCACGCAGGCGCAGCACGUCUUCCUCCAGGCGAUGAUGUCGAGGUGCGUCAUGAGCGAGACCGACGCGCGCGCGAUGUACGCGGAGAUCGUCGGCGCGGACGUCGCGAGGGCGGACGCGCGCGGGUUCGAUCGCUUCUGGGGCGAGAUCGCGUCGCAGCUCGGAUACCUCGACCUCGAUCUGAGACGCGUGAAGUAUCAGGACGACGACGAGCUGUACCUCGGCAUCGUGAACAAGGUCGCGAGCGACUCCGCGAAGCUCGCGACGACGAUGACCCCGGAGCAGAUCGCGCUGUUCAGGGUGGUUCUGGACGAGAUCCUGAGGGAAGACGCGACGUGCGACGCGAAAAACGGCGGCGUGGACGUCAUCUCCGCGCUCAACGCGACGCAGAUAUGGACGGGCGCGACGCAGGGUGCGACGCAGGGCGGCGAAGGCGGCGCGACGCAACUGACGCAGGCGCAGACGGAGUCCGUCGCGAAGAUGAGCAAGACCGAGAAAGAGGCGACGUUGAAACGGCUGUGCGAGGAAGGGUGGCUGCGUCGCGGGGACGACGAGGCGGGGAAGUUGACGAUCGGGGUGAGGAGUUUCUUGGAGCUGAAGGACUUUUUGUUGGAGUCCGCGCCCGAGGCGACGCAGGAGCGGUGGAAGUUGUUGAUGUAG